AAAGCCGGUUAGUGAGUUAGUCUGUUUCGAACCUUUAUAGCAUUCGUUGCAUAGAGUUUUAAUUCAACCCGAAUAAUAUAAAAUUUAUAAUAAAUUUUUAAAAAUAAUAUAUAGAUAAAUAUUUUACGUAAAUAUCUCAGUGAUUAAUUGUGUUUAUAAGCAAAUAACCAAAAAAAAAAAAGGAUUACAUUUUGGAUUAUUGAUAAGUUUUAUAAGGAUUAUCACAUAAAAAGUUUGUAAAAUAGAAAUAAUAAAAAAUCACUAUGUGACUGCAUUGAGCCAAGAUGAUAAUUAUCAUUCAUCUUUGCUAUAAAAGAUAAUCAGUGAUUUGAUCGGAAUGGGAAGACGUUCAGGUGCUUGUUCAAGAGGAUCUAAAAAAAGUAUUUUAUUUUACACAACUGAUUGUGGUGACGAUAAAGAAGACAUUGGAUUAAAAUUUCAACAACGUUCAGUGUCUCUUACGGCUCUUCAUACUGGUGUUGGUUCACAGCCACAAUAUAUCGAGCCAAGAAUGGCCCAACUUGAAACCCUUGAGGCUAAGAUGGCAAAUAUUGAAGUAUCAUUAUCAACAACACCAAGAAGAAAAAAAGGAGGAAGUAUAUCCGGGGGAAUGACCUCACCAGCCGGUCACAGAAACAAGGAUCAGUAUAAAGAGGUCGAUGCUCUUAGGGUUGCCCUUCGGGACAAGGAGAACAUAAUCCAAACACUCAAGGGUCAAUUAUGUAAUACAUACAGUAAUCGUAUAUCAUCAAGAAAUGGUUCAGCACCCUUGACUGAAGCUGAUAAAAAAAUAACAGAAGAUAGAUUACAAAGAUUAAAACGUGAUUCUGAUAAUAAACGUCUUACAAUUAAAAAUCUUAAAUUUGCAUUAGAACGUCUAGACAUAACAGACAACAUUGACAUUAAAAUACAACAAGCAGAAUUAGAGUAUCGACUUGGUCGUGAAGAACUGGAGUUGCUGACGUUAAGAGAAGAGAGUCGUGCACUUCAAGCUGCUCUAGAAUUGGCUGAGACCCAAGAAAAACAAAAAAAUUGUACAAUAUUCAGCUGUGUUUCGGAUACAACACAAAUGACAAUUCAUGCUGUUGAAAUAAGUGCAGAUCCAAAAAGUCCACGUUUUGGUGCUGGACCAAAAGAUGAUGCUGCUGGUAUUUAUGUUGAUUGGGCUGUUGAAGAUUCUGGUCUUUGCAAGGGUGACAGAAUUUUGGAGGUAAAUGGAAAAUUAGUUGUUGGUGCUGGACGUAAUGAUUUUGCAAGAUUAUUAGCUGUAACACCAGAAGCAGCACAAAUAAUAGUACUAAGAAAAAGUGAAUCAUUAGCAGCUUUAAGAACUUUAAGAUCUGAUAAUUUACGUUUAACACAUAGAAUUGGAUAUCUUGAAGAACAAGUAAGAGAUUUAUUAUCACAACCAUUAAGAACAGAAAAACCAGUUGUUCCAAUUGUUGAAUCACCAAUACGUAAAGAUAAUAAUAAUCAUCUUCAAGUAUUUCAAAAAGGACCACAAGUAACAGCACUUGUUGGUAAUUUACCUGGUUUAAAUGCUCGUAGUUCUUGUGAUUUACGUCAAAGUAUAUCAUCUGGUAUAAAUAAUCGUCAAAGUGAACAUUCAAAAAGACUAAAUGAUAUGCGUGAUAAAUAUAAUAGAGAACAAGAUAUAACUGAUGGUACAUCAAGUCUACAAUAUAAACCACGUAGUAAAGAUAAAUUAUCACCUGGUUUUCAACUAACACGUUCAACAGCUAGUCUUGAUAUUAAAACACAAAAUAAUACACAUAGAAGACGUUCAUCAAAAUUUGAUACAGCUAUUGAUCAUUUUAAUAAUAAAAAUCGUAAAAGUACAAAUGCAUUACAAUCACUUGAAUUUGAUUCAGAACCAACGUAUUAUCGAAUGCAGGAUAAUCAAUCACGAGCAUCAGAACAAUCUGAAAUAUCUAUUAAUAGUUAUAAUACUCAAGAACGUAAAACACGUCCAACACCACCAAAAAAACCUCUUAGAUUAUCAUUACAUCGUACAGCAUCACUUCAAUCAGUUGAAAAUGCACCACCACCAACAUCACAGCAACAACAACAACAACAACAAAUUGAAACACCAAGAAAACCAGCUAAAAGAAAUUAUCGUGGUGAUUUAUCAUUAAAUGGUCGAUUAGAUAAUGAUAUGACUUAUCAAACAAAUGAUCAUCCACCAUUACCACCACCAAGAACACCAUCACGUGCUGAAUCUUGUCAAAGUGCAUUAAGAUGGCCAUCACCAAAACCACGACCACAUCUUGCUUCAGUUACAAUUGACAAAUGGUGUUAAUAUUUAAUGUAAAAAUAAUUUUAAGCAAUUAUUGCCCAAUGUGCAAUUAUCAUCAUCAUCAUCGUCAUCAUAAUAAAUAACAUAAUAAUAAUUAUUAUUUUCAUUUUAAUUAAGUAAAAGAUGAUAUAUUUUUUAAGAAUUUACAAAAAGAAAAAAA
This is a messenger RNA of Aphidius gifuensis, 2456 nucleotides long. RefSeq lists its product as uncharacterized. Gene Ontology annotation, molecular function: protein binding. Bases 338 to 2299 code for a protein of 653 amino acids. NCBI's taxonomy places the organism in Eukaryota, Metazoa, Arthropoda, Insecta, Hymenoptera, Braconidae. The record is from RefSeq and is a predicted model, not a curated record. The transcript has 10 exons.